Messenger RNA from Dendronephthya gigantea, 2305 nucleotides. RefSeq lists its product as uncharacterized. Gene Ontology annotation, biological process: cytokine-mediated signaling pathway. Bases 116 to 2305 code for a protein of 729 amino acids. The record is from RefSeq and is a predicted model, not a curated record. The transcript is spliced from 9 exons. NCBI's taxonomy places the organism in Eukaryota, Metazoa, Cnidaria, Anthozoa, Malacalcyonacea, Nephtheidae. Gene Ontology annotation, molecular function: cytokine receptor activity; carbohydrate binding; cytokine binding. Gene Ontology annotation, cellular component: signaling receptor complex; external side of plasma membrane; membrane.
AAAGGUCUCUUAUAACAGUAAUACUUAUGGACAUCGAUAUUGGGCUGUGCUGUCUGAUUGCUUGAAUGUUAAUGCGCAACUACAAUAUUGGCCAAAUUCAGAAGCGGUGCAUAGCAUGGCGAGAAAGGGGUCGCUUGUGUUUCUCGAUGGUAGUAAAUACAAACAACGCUUGGUCAUUUUUGACGCCACAAAGAAGCCAAAUUUUGAACGUGAUGCUCAACAUAGCAUGAAACAAAGAGAUGCUGGACCUUUAUUUUUUUACAAUAGCAAGACUGACUCGUGUGCUCAACCUGAUGCCAAUCAGAAAUAUAUCAUGCGGAAAAAUGAUGGAUGCGACGACACAGAAGAACAACAAAAGUUCACAUUCGGUUCAGUGACGCCGUUUGGUGACAAAAUGAAAGAUGUUCAUUGUUCUCCAAUACAACGUAUGGUGAUCCACAAAGCUCAUUAUGGUGAUUUCAAUAAUAGCGGAAUAUUUAAUGCCAAUACAGCUAUUGAUGCGCAGUGUAGUGGACAAGCAAGUUGUGAGGUAAAAUCUCUUUGUGGUGGAAAAAGAUCUUGCGAACUAACCGUUGACAAUAAUUUACUGUCAUCACAUUAUUGUUCUGACACAACGAAAGAACUUUUUAUCGAGUACACUUGUGUGGAUAACUACUAUAUUAACCCCAUAAUAACAGUGACAAACAUAAGACUAUCAAAGUCACCCAACGAAGGUUUCAUUGAAGUGAAGAAUGACACAACGUGGAGAAAGGUUAUUGAGGAGAAUUGGGAUAAAAAUCGUCAAAAAAUUCUGUGUGAACACCUGGGAUUUAGCGAAACGAGCGCUAAUACUAUUAGAAACAUGGAGAUAGCUGCAAAUGAAGAAAUUGCAUCUGGAGAUUUGGUUUGUAAUAAUAACACAGGAUCAAGUGGAACAUCCUGUUGUGUCGAUCUUGUUCCCUCUACAACGUUUUUAAAUGUUAAUAUAUCAUAUGCUGAGUAUAAGAUAUGCGAUAAACCAGCGUUACUCCAAGACGAAAGUACUUUUGCUGACUCUGUGUUUUCUGGUAGUGGCUCUUCUGGUUAUAGCAAUGCAAGAUUCACCAAAGAUGGUUGGUGUACCCAGACACCACAAACACAUUAUCUUUUGAUUGAUCUUUUGAAAGACUAUCACAUCACACGAGUCGUGACAAUGGGUAACAAAGAUCAGACAAAGUGGAGUAAUCAAUACACAAUGACAUACAGUCAUGAUGACAGUUUUAGCAAUAGCAGACAGGUGAUCAUCGGAAACCAAAACGGCUAUCAAGCUUCGAGAACGGCUCUCAAUAUUUACAACGUGAGACAUAUCAAAAUACAAUCAACUGGAACAAAUGAUUUUUGUCUGAGAAUAGAACUCUGUGGAGAAGUCCAAAUGCCUGCUCCUGUACAGGAUAUUAAAGUUACACCUUCGAAUACCUCGGCAGAUGUCACAUGGAAGAUACCAGAACCUAAAGACUCGAGUUACAUAACGAACUACAAUAUUUUCAUCAACGGAAAACUUCAACACAGAAUAUCCAGAGAGAAAUAUGACAAUAAAUUUACUAUUCGUGGACUUAAACCAUACACUGACUAUAAAGUUGAGAUUGAGACAGAAGAUGGUUCAGGAGAGAAAGGCGGUAAAAUUUCUGAAGAUUUCAAAACCAAAGAAGGAGUUCCUAGUGGUCCUCCAAUGAAUGUGACCUAUACAUUCCGAAGUAAUUAUUCACUAGAAUUAUCCUGGAUGCCUCCAGAAAGUGAUAUACGUAAUGGAAUACUGACAGGCUAUCAAGUUUGUUAUUCUUCCCAAACCAUGUCAACUAGUCCGAAAUGUACUCAAACGAAUACGACAUUGUCUUAUACUGUCGAUAAUCUUAAACCAUCGACAAAGUAUAUUGUGACUGUGGCGGCUGGUACAAGUGUUGGUUUUGGCAACAAAAGUGAGAAAAUCAUUGAAACGACAAAUGAAGAGCCUGUCAAUCUAAUCGCCUCCUCGUUUUACACUUUGACUGUAAACAUACCAAAACCACCGGAAUAUAUCAAAGAAGUUAUGGUCAUCGUGCAAAGUUCUGCGAAUGAUCAAGUUUCAAGCAAAGACAUUAAAACAAGUGAUCUCAAAAAUUUCCAGUCAAACACACGGGAUCCCUACAUCACUGCUUAUUUGAAAGCUGAUGUUUUACCCUUGAUGUUCGUAAUAGGAGAUGGCAAAAGUUACAGAUCUGAAGAAGAAAAUUACCACAACCAACCUUUAACGGCAAAUUCAAAUUAUGUCGUGUUCUUAAGGUUUUUUGAAAGUCUAGUAUGUAGCUAA